Messenger RNA from Tuber melanosporum (Perigord truffle), 1056 nucleotides. RefSeq lists its product as uncharacterized. The transcript is spliced from 4 exons. Bases 1 to 903 code for a protein of 300 amino acids. The record is from RefSeq and is a predicted model, not a curated record. NCBI's taxonomy places the organism in Eukaryota, Fungi, Ascomycota, Pezizomycetes, Pezizales, Tuberaceae.
AUGCCUCUCACUAAAGCUAUCGAUGAUGCCGAGACUACUCUCCGUCCUUUUUAUAAGGACGAGUGUUAUGACGUCCCUUGGACGAGUAGCAUGGUUCAAAAGUCUAGCGCGGCUACCGGGCCAACUGUCUUCGACUAUAAUUACCAUUACCCGGAACUCCCAGUUGACCUGUCCGGCCCUGGAAAGCAAAAGGAAAUGGCAUCCCAUGUCCUCAGGCGGGUCCAUCAACUAUAUGGCCCUCCCACAGAUGAAUCAUUGGUCGACACCCCCAAGGUCCCCAACGCUCUCCUCCCUCCUAGCCGUAUAGUCAGGGAUGGAAUGUUCCGUCGCGAAUGGUUGAUCUUCCUGCGUGUCAGGAAGUACCUCAUCCCCGGGAACUUUAUCAUAUUCUUCUUCCUGGGCGAACCUGGAGAUGAUCCACGCCAGUGGCUCCUGAGCGAAAACCACGUAGGUGCGGUUAACACAUUCAAAAGCUCGACAGACAUUUGCGGGAAUUGCGCGGGCCAGGGAGCAGCGGACCAGUUGUUCUCUGGAGGUGUAGAUAUAACCAACGCCCUCUAUAAUAAGUUGGCUAACAUCGGCCUUACUUUGGACGACCAAGACGAGAUCGAAGAGUGGCUGGCGAAGAAUUUGAAGUGGAGGAUCCUUAAGGCAAGCCCGUUCCAGCAGCACUCUCGCUAUCAAAAUGACAAAACCGAACUUACGUCUCAUGAGAUUCAGGAGAAUCCGGACAAUCUAUUUAUUGGUGUCAAGAGCUUUGUCCUGCUUUACCCGACCAGCAGGCUACCCAUCGACGGUGGGGAAUUCUUAUCGGCCCCCAAGAUCAUCAACGAAAAGAUCCAUUUUGGUGCGACCGAGCCUCACAAGAAUCGCGGCGGACUCGGAGCGCAAGAUCCCUAUUAAGUUGUGCCAAAAGACUGGCCGAGGUAUAGAUGCCUCGGGGACAUAUCGUUCGGCGGUUGAAUCUUAUCUCUUAUGUACUUCCUUGGAGCCAAAGGCUGCCGAAACAAGUUUUACGAAAGUAGUUCAAAUCGCAAUAUACUUGCUUUAAACCAA